Molecule: messenger RNA, 606 nt
Organism: Drosophila willistoni
Lineage: Eukaryota; Metazoa; Arthropoda; Insecta; Diptera; Drosophilidae
Exons: 2
Coding region: 139-606 (155 amino acids)
Source: RefSeq, a predicted model, not a curated record
AGGAAAUUCAACCCCCCUACGAAAACAUUUGGUCCUUCGAGCCGGAUACUAAGAUCCUCUCGAACCACUAGCAUCGGUGGAAUUUCAUCCAUAUUUCAAGCUAACUUCCUGAUAUUCGUCAACCUAGAUCCCGUUUCCAUGGCUCCGAGACCGCGUUCAGUACAGGCAUCGAAAGAGGAGCGCAGAUGUUCGCGAGGAACUGAGUCCUUCCGUUGCCGAGUCUGUCGCGGAAUCCAUCCUCUGAAGCGAUGCCGUCGCUUCCUGCGGCUGAACGUGGAGAAGAGGAUGAGGGCAGUGCUGGCGAAUAAGUACUGCGCCAAUUGCCUGGCCCACCAACAUUCCGGAGGAAGCUGCUUAAGCGGUGAUAAGUGCCGAAUCUGUGAGGAGGAUCACCACACGCUGCUUCACUUCCAUGAACAGCCACGUCGACGCACUCCAAGCUCCGUCGUACGCCGAGUCACCCCCGAGUCCUCCAGACGAAGGGUCGCGCCAACGCCAGCCUCCGAUCCGAAACUGACCUUGACCACACUGCUGCAGCACCGCAAUCCGCAUCUGAUGCCACGGCGAUGGUGCGUAUUGAGACGGAGGGAAAAACCUUCGACGUGA